GGAUUUCCGGUGUUCGCCAUUCUUUUAACUGCCAAGCCGGCGCAGCUGGUCUGGUGCGUGGUCCAGGCUCCGGCUGUGCAGGGCUCACAGGAAACCUGGCAGAGUCGGGCGCUCAACUCCACUCUGCCUUUCCAAGUUAUUCUAACCCACCGGCUUAGACUCACCGGGAGGAGUGUGUGCCUGUCUGACUUGGUUCUUCGCCAUGGCUUCUCAUAAGACCUUCAGGAUCAAGCGAUUCCUGGCCAAGAAACAAAAGCAAAAUUGUCCCAUUCCACAAUGGAUUCAGAUGAAAACUGGCAAUAAAAUCAUGUACAACUCCAAGCGUAGACACUGGAGACGAACCAAAUUGGGUCUAUAAGGAACCACAUGUACUUAUGCUGUUUGAAGGUUACCAUUCACUUACUGUAUCAAGUUUAGAACAUUACCAUUGUCUGGACAGCUGAGUGUGUUUAUUAGGAAUAUAAGUUUUCUUUCUACGCUCUUGUGGUUUCAUUCAGUACUUUAGUAAUAAAUAUGUGAAGCCUUUUGUUU
Messenger RNA from Arvicanthis niloticus (Nile rat), 531 nucleotides. Its product is annotated as large ribosomal subunit protein eL39-like. Gene Ontology annotation, cellular component: ribosome; cytosolic large ribosomal subunit. Gene Ontology annotation, biological process: translation. NCBI's taxonomy places the organism in Eukaryota, Metazoa, Chordata, Mammalia, Rodentia, Muridae. The record is from RefSeq and is a predicted model, not a curated record. Gene Ontology annotation, molecular function: structural constituent of ribosome.